Molecule: messenger RNA, 2181 nt
Organism: Egretta garzetta (little egret)
Lineage: Eukaryota; Metazoa; Chordata; Aves; Pelecaniformes; Ardeidae
Gene: TXNL4A
Product: thioredoxin like 4A
Exons: 4
Coding region: 228-443 (71 amino acids)
Biological process (GO): mRNA splicing, via spliceosome
Cellular component (GO): U5 snRNP; spliceosomal complex; U4/U6 x U5 tri-snRNP complex
Source: RefSeq, a predicted model, not a curated record
AGGACCGAGUCGUGGUCAUCCGCUUUGGGCACGACUGGGACCCGACCUGCAUGAAGAUGGAUGAAGUCUUAUACAGCAUUGCUGAGAAGAAAUGGCAGAUUAAAGGGGGAGAUCCUUCCUCAUCCUCUUGCUUACAAGCCAUGUUUGGAUCUCUGCUGUUUUAAAGAGUAAAAAACUUUGCUGUUAUUUAUCUUGUGGAUAUCACGGAAGUACCAGACUUCAACAAGAUGUAUGAGUUGUACGAUCCCUGUACUGUCAUGUUUUUCUUCAGGAACAAACACAUCAUGAUUGAUUUAGGUACAGGUAAUAACAACAAGAUCAACUGGGCAAUGGAAGAUAAGCAAGAGAUGAUUGACAUUAUAGAAACCGUUUAUAGAGGAGCCCGCAAAGGUCGAGGUUUGGUAGUAUCACCGAAAGAUUAUUCCACUAAAUACAGAUACUGACAUUUCUUUAGCUCUGCCUUUUUUUUUUUAACCUUACAUCCACUUAAAUUUAUUUGUGUGUGUGUGUACAUAUAUAUAUUAAAUGAAAAAAUCUACAAAUCCUUCAAAUUUGAGCAUAUUUUUAUUUAUUUAAAAUAUUUGAAUUCCACUGGGAAAAAUAAAAGACGUAAAGCCUGGAACUGCCCAAUGGCAGUAGUACUGUAGACGAAUUUUGGAAUUUUUUUUAAUUUUUAUUUUUUAAAGACUUUACUCUGUGUUGUCCUUUCGGUAUGAUGUAUUUUUGUACACAAAAAGCCUGUUAGCAGAAAAACAUUUAAAUUGUUUUUAUUUGCUUUUGUUACACAAAUAUGUGGGAAAACUAUACUGUGGCUUUUUUAAAAGAAUAAAAUGAGUUUACCUUACUUUUCUUUAGCUAAUUAAAUUUGAGAAUUUGAGACACAUGUAUAUUUAUAGGAUUAAGAAAAAACAAGCAGAAAGGAGAUACCUGUAUUUUUGGUCUAGUUUGUCACAAGACAAAGUGAAAUAUGUUUUUUUAUCAUCUGUGUGUUUUAGAGGAUUUGGAAUGAGUCAAGAAAAUUAAAUUAAUUUGAUUUACAGUGGUUAUUAAUUAUGGAAUCAUUUAUGUUGGAAGGGACUACUGGCGGUCUAGUCCAACCUCCCGAAGCAGGUCCCACUUCAUCAGGUUGCCCAGGACUGUCCAGUGUUGAGUAUCUCUAAGGAUGGAGAGUGCUCAUCCUUUCUGGAAAGCCUGUUCUGCUGCUUGGGCACCCUCAUAGUUGAAAAAAGCAUUCCUUGCAUCUAGCUGGAAUUCCCUGUGUUCCAGCUUGUUUUUAUUAACUCUCUCAUCUAAAAUGCCUCCAUCAAGAGUCUGACUGUUCCCCAUGCCCGACCAUGGGGUAGCUGUAGCCAGAAAGCAAGCUGUAGUCUUGUCUUCAGGCUGGACUAGCUGAAUACUCUCAAACCCUCAGGUGCUUUGCACUCCACCAUAUCUCGGUGGCUCUCCCUGUAACUGCCUCAUAACAAUAUAUUUCUUGAACUGGGGAGCCCCAAAAUUGACACAGUACUCUGGGUGUGGUCUCACGGGAGAUGAGUGGAGGGAAAUGAGCUGCUGGCUCUACUGGUGCCAGUAUGUGGCUGCAGCCUUUUGUUGCCAGGGCACCCUGGCAGAGCACCUCCAACUUGCCUGCCAGACCCCGCUCCUUUCCUGCAAAGCUGUGUGCCAGCCAGCCCCUCAACAACUGCACCGCAGCAUAAGCCUUUACCCGGUUCUAGAGGCGAGGCUUGGCACUUGCCUUUCAACUUCAUGAGGUUCCUGUUGGCCCGUUUCUCCUGCCUGUCCUCUAGCAUAGCAACCUCUCCCCCCAGUUUGACGUUGCUUGCAAAUCGGCACUGAUUAAAGCAUUGAUUAGAAUGAUUGCUUGAUAUUAAUGAAGAAUCUGUAAGAUGUAAGUAUUAACACCUGCUGAAGUUUUUAAAAAGUGUAUUUAUCCUUCACGAGCUGAGGUAUUCUGUUUACCUAGUAAUGCUAAGAUGUCUGCAUUUGUUGUGAGAGGUUCCCUUUUAAGUUUCAACCAAAAUUUUCCCUGCCAAGAGUGCCAGUGUUCUGGUGUACAAGAACCUUAAAGUUAGUGCAGAUGUCCUGUGUUGUCUGGCUCCGCCACGUCUUGUUCAGGCCCUGUUUGGUAACUGGAAUUCCUAUCUAUCUCGAAGUCCUUAGGCUCUUUCAUCAACAUGGCUG